UUGCAUUGUGCUGCGUUGUGUUCCUUCCUUUCUUACACACACCCUCUGUCUCACUCCUGUUUCUCUCUCUAUCCCUCGUUUACUUCUCACUUCUCUCCUUCUUCUUCUCAUUCAAAAUUUCAACAUCUGUCUCUCUCUGAUUCUUUCCAACUCUCUCCCCCCUGCAUCACCCAUGAGAGCUGUGAUCAUCAUCCCCACAAAGCUUUUUUCUUUUAAGAUUCUUCUGGCAGAAGAAAUGCGGCCCAAAUUCUAGAACCUCCGCGACGUGUGUCGCAGCAGCAACAAUGUCAGUCUACGAUGCAGCUUUCGUGGAUACAGAGCUCUCCAAGAAGACCUCAAUCUUUGGUCUCCGACUAUGGGUUGUGAUCGGAAUCCUCGUCGGUUCUAUUAUUGUCCUCACUCUCUUCCUGCUGUCGCUCUGCCUCACCUCUCGCCGCCAAAGACGUCAACAAAACCCUCAAGCCAACAAAACCCCUGUCGUUUCGAAGGAAAUCCAAGAGAUCGUGCACCCGCCGGCACCCAAUCAGCAUACGGUCCCCGAGAUCCAAGUGGAUUUCGGGAAAGCGGAGCACCGGGUUGUGGUUUUCUCCGAUCGGCUCUCUAGUGGAGAGAGCAAGGGAGGUGCCACCAGUGCGUGUGAAACAACGUCCUCUUUUGGGAGUGGGAGUAUUGGACCUGAGGUUUCGCAUCUUGGUUGGGGGAGAUGGUACACCUUAAGGGAGCUGGAGGCUGCAACUAACAAUCUGUGUGAAGAGAAUGUUAUUGGGGAAGGUGGCUACGGAAUCGUUUACCAUGGAGUGCUUGGUGAUGGUACCAGAGUUGCAGUGAAGAACCUUUUGAAUAAUAAGGGUCAAGCUGAGAAAGAGUUUAAAGUAGAGGUAGAAGCAAUUGGUCGUGUGCGCCACAAGAAUCUUGUUAGGUUGCUUGGCUACUGUGUUGAGGGGGCAUACAGGAUGCUUGUGUAUGAGUAUGUUGAUAAUGGCAAUUUGGAACAGUGGCUUCAUGGGGAUGUUGGAACUGUCAGCCCUUUGACAUGGGAUAUCCGCAUGAACAUUAUAUUGGGAACUGCGAAGGGAUUGGCCUAUCUUCAUGAGGGUCUUGAACCAAAGGUUGUCCACCGAGAUGUGAAAUCUAGCAACAUACUCCUUAAUCGGCAAUGGAACCCCAAGGUUUCAGAUUUUGGACUUGCUAAACUCUUGUGUUCUGAGCGGAGUUAUGUCACCACUCGAGUAAUGGGGACAUUUGGUUAUGUUGCUCCAGAAUAUGCAUGCACUGGCAUGUUGACUGAGAAGAGCGAUGUUUAUAGUUUUGGAAUACUUAUCAUGGAGAUAAUUACUGGGAGAAGUCCUGUUGAUUAUAGUAGACCACAAGGAGAGGUAAAUCUGGUAGAGUGGUUGAAAGCAAUGGUUGGGAAUCGAAAAUCUGAGGAAGUAGUUGAUCCUAAGCUCCCUGAGAUGCCGUCUUCAAAGGCUCUUAAGCGUGCUUUGUUGGUUGCUCUUCGAUGUGUUGAUCCUGAUGCAACAAAAAGGCCUAAAAUGGGGCAUGUGAUCCAUAUGUUUGAGGCAGACGACCUUUUGUUUCGUGAUGAACGCCGGAUUGGAGGAGAAUCUUCCAGCUCCCAUCGUGAUUUGAUACGAGAGCGUAAGGACUCAAAUUCUGAUAAAAACCUUGUAGGCAGAGGUACUGCUAAUCAACCUCAAGAUGAUUAUAGUAGGAAUCAGCAUCAACCCAAUAGGUGGAGAUAAUAAUGAGAUAUUCAAGUGGUUAGCAAUUUCAUUCCCCCCCGUCCCCCCCAACGCACAGAUUUUGCGCCCUUGAUGGGUUUUUGAUAUCCAUGUGAAGGAAAAUAACCUGCUUCUGUUUUUUUUUUUUUUAAAUAAUUUUUUUUGGUUAUACAUGUAUUCCCCCACUGGCUUUAGCCAUGAUAACUCGGGAAUCAUUUGUAUAUUAUGAUUCUUAUUCCUAUAAAAAAAAUCAAAGUUAUGGAU
Molecule: messenger RNA, 1988 nt
Organism: Neltuma alba
Lineage: Eukaryota; Viridiplantae; Streptophyta; Magnoliopsida; Fabales; Fabaceae
Product: probable serine/threonine-protein kinase At1g01540
Exons: 7
Coding region: 285-1745 (486 amino acids)
Biological process (GO): protein phosphorylation
Molecular function (GO): ATP binding; protein kinase activity
Source: RefSeq, a predicted model, not a curated record